UUCCAUCUGCCACAGAUGGCACCGACGCGGUUCACGGAGGAGCCUGAGGACCAGACGGUGGUGGCCGGGCAGCGCAUCGUCCUGUCCUGCGUCGUGCUGAAUUACUCCGGCAUCGUGCAAUGGACCAAAGACGGCCUGGCCCUGGGCAUGGGGCAGGGCCUCAAAGCGUGGCCACGGUACCGGAUCAUCGGCACGGCCGACUCGGGCCAAUACAACCUGGAGAUCAUGGACGCAGAGCUCUCCGACGAUGCGCUGUACGAGUGCCAGGCCACCGAGGCGGCGCUGCGCUCCCGCCAGGCCAAGCUGACAGUGCUGAUCCCCCCUGAAGACCCCGUGAUCGAUGGAGCCCCCAAGAUCCUGCUGCGGGCAGGGACGCCCCACAACCUCACCUGCCGGGCACGCAGCGCCAAGCCAGCCGCCACCAUCGUCUGGCUGCGAGACGGGCAGCAGCAGGAGGGGGCUGUCACCACCACGGAGGUGCUACCGGACGGCAAGAGAGAAACCACCACCAGCUUGCUCCUCAUCAACCCCACCGACCUGGACAUCGGGCGGGUCUUCUCCUGCCGCAGCGUGAAUGAGGCCAUCCCGACCGGCAAGGAAACAUCCAUCCAGCUCGACGUUCACCAUCCGCCCACCGUCACCCUCUCCAUCCAACCCCAGACGGUGCGGGAAGAGGAGCGGGUUGUAUUCACCUGCAUGGCCACCGCCAACCCUGAGAUCAAGGGCUACAGGUGGGCCAAGGGUGGGCUGCUGAUCGAGGAUGCCACGGACAGCCGGUAUGAGACACAGGUGGACUACACCUUCUUCACGGAGCCCGUCUCGUGUGAGGUGCACAACAACGUGGGCAGCACCAACGUCAGCACCUUGGUGGACGUGCACUUCGCCCCCCGCAUCGUGGUGGAGCCCAAGCCCACGACCACCGACCUGGGCUCGGACGUGACGCUGACCUGCGUGUGGGCUGGCAACCCCCCGCUUACCCUCACCUGGACCAAGAAGGGCUCCAACAUGGUGCUGAGCAACAGCAACCAGCUGUACCUGAAGGCGGUGACGCAGGACGAGGCGGGGCAGUACAUCUGCAAGGCCAUCGUGCCCCGCAUCGGUGUGGGCGAGCGCGAGGUCACCCUCUACGUCAACGGACCCCCCAUCAUCUCCAGCGAGGCUGUACAGUAUGCAGUGCGUGGCGACCGCGGCAAGGUGGAGUGCUUCAUCGGCAGCACGCCACCCCCCGACCGCAUCGCCUGGGCAUGGAAGGAGAACAUCCUGGAGACGGGCACACUGGAGCGGUACACAGUGGAGCGCAGCACCACGGGCACCGGGGUCCUGUCCACCCUCACCAUCAACAACGUGAUGGAGGCCGACUUCCAGACCAGCUACAACUGCACCGCCUGGAACGGCUUCGGACCCGACACCGCCAUCAUCCGCCUCGAGGAGCGGGAAGUGCUGCCCGUGGGAAUCAUCGCUGGAGCCACCAUCGGGGCCGGCAUCCUCGUCAUCAUCUUCCUCGUCGCCCUUGUCUGCUUUCUCUACCGGCGCCGCAAAGGGAGCCGCAAGGACGUGACGCUGCGCAAGCUGGACAUCAAGGUGGAGACGGUGAAUCGGGAGCCGCUAACCCUGCACCCGGACCGCGAGGAGGACACGGCUAGCGUGUCCACUGCCACCCGUGUCAUGAAGGCCAUCUACUCGUCGUUCAAGGACGACGUGGACCUGAAGCAGGACCUGCGCUGCGACACCAUCGACACGCGGGAGGAGUACGAGCUUAAGGACCCAACCAACGGCUACUACAAUGUGCGCGCCCACGAGGAUCGGCCAGCCUCGCGCUCAGUGCUGUACGCUGACUACCGUGCGCCAGGGCCCGCCCGCUAUGACACCCGUCCAGCCUCACGGCUCUCGCACUCCAGCGGCUAUGCCCAGCUCAACACCUACGCGCGGGGGCCAGGCUCUGAGUACAGCGCCGAGCCCACCCCGGGGCCUGCGCCUGGCCCCGCCACGGGUGACACGGCCAGCCAGCUGUCCUACGAGAACUACGGCGGGGGGGGGGGGCGGCCUCCUGCACAGCGGAAGCGCAAGGCGCUGGGUGAGAGCGGGCGGCGGAUGCUCCAGAACUGCUCAGCCGGGCGGUUCCCGGAGCGGGCGGCCCCCUCCCUCCCCGCCGCGCCGGAGGGAUGA
Messenger RNA from Alligator sinensis (Chinese alligator), 2166 nucleotides. It is a transcript of the gene KIRREL1, whose product is annotated as kirre like nephrin family adhesion molecule 1. Gene Ontology annotation, biological process: cell-cell adhesion. The record is from RefSeq and is a predicted model, not a curated record. Gene Ontology annotation, molecular function: cell adhesion molecule binding. The coding region runs from base 16 to 2166 and encodes 716 amino acids. Gene Ontology annotation, cellular component: cell-cell junction. The transcript is spliced from 16 exons. Lineage: Eukaryota; Metazoa; Chordata; Crocodylia; Alligatoridae.